AUGAGGACUAGAUGUAAUAAACAUAAAUAAAAUUAUAUACAAUUUAUUUGUUUAUAAGAGGAUUGUGAAUUCAAUAAAUUAGGAUGUAUUAGUUGUUUUCCAGAUCAUGAUGGUCAUACUAAAUAAAAUAUGGAAAUUUAGCAUUUUUUUGAAUAAAUUACAUAAAAAGAUAGAGAUCUUGAAUUAAAGUAUCUAUAACUAAUUAAUUCAAACUCAGCAAAGAAGAAUAAAGAAUAAUUAAUUAGAUCUAUUUAAUAAUAAUGCAAAGCUAUAUAAAGUAGAGUAUUUAGUUAUAUUGAUCGACAUUGUGAAGCAUUAAUAAAUAGUGUUUAAAAUAAGAAUCUUAAUGAUUCAAGUUCAUAAUUAAAAGUUAUAGCUUAUCAUGAUGAACUUGAAAGAAUAAAAAAUAAAUCAACUUAUACGUUAGAGAAUAAAGUAUUUUAAUUUAUUUUAUAAAUUAGGAGAUUGAAUUCUUGAUUAACUUUGUUUAAACAAAUGAUUAUUAAGAAAUGAUUACAAAUGCUAUUCAAAUAAAAGAAAAAAAUACUUAAGAAUUUACAUAUGAUAUAAAUUAAGUAGUAGAUUCAAUAGAUCACUAAUUUUCUGAACUAUAUAAUCAAUUAGAUUCAUUACUUUUAUCCCAAUAAUUUGCCUCCUCUCAUUCAUUUGAAUAAAAAAACAAAAGUGUUCAACAUAAUUAUUCAUUAACUCUCGGAAUCUUACCUAAAAGUCCAAAUAGAAAUUUAACAAAAGGAAAAUCAAAAUCUCCUUUAAGAUAAACAUCUACAAAUCAAUCAAGAAUGAAAACUCCUGAAUCAAAUAAAAAAUUAACUUAUUAAAUAGGAUCAAGUAAUAAAAUAUAGAUUUCAAAGUUUCUUAUGACUUCUCCAUUAAAAGAGGAAGAUGAUUUUAUUACUAAAAAUAAAAAUCUAGAAUAAUUAAUUACAAAUUUAUUAAUGAUAUAUAUGCCAUUCAAAUAUUUAAAUGAUCACUUAUAGUUUUUAAAAAAUAAUUAUGCUGAGUUUUAAGAUUAUAAUAAAAUUACUCAUUAAGAAAAAGUCUAAUUAAUUGAAGAAUCAAACUCAUAAUUAUUAUAUGUAUUAUGGGAUAAUUUAAUGAUUGAAUGGUUAAAACCUACUUUAAAUUUUAAUAUUAUAAAUAUUAAAGUUUAUGAAAUUGAAAAUAACUUUAAUUCAUUUCUAGAAUUAUUUGAUAAACAAUUAAAAAUGCAUGAAUUUGUUGCUUAUGUUAUUAAAUAGAAAAUUAUAAAACCAAAAGUUGAUUAUUAAACAUGGUUUAUUUUAGCAAAUAAAUCUACAAAUUAAUUUAAAAUGUAUAAUAUAAAGUCUUGUGGUAAAAAACUUAAUAGAGAAUUAACAAUUGAAGAUUAGUCAUUCUCUUGUAUUGAUCAAUUGAAAGCAGCUAAUGUAUAUGCAUAAUUUCCAAAAGUAAUCUAAGACCAUCUUAAUGGUAGCUUUUCAAUUGAAAAAGAUCUUAAAAUUAUAAUCAAAGGAAUCAUGGAUCCUAACUUCUAAACUCAAUUAUUAGCAGAAAGAUUAUAAGUAAAUAUUUUUGUAAUAUUAGAUUUUAUUAAAUUUGGUUACUAAUCCUUAAGUUGCUGCCAAUCUAACAUUUUAGAAUAUUGAGAAACACUUUGAUCAAGUCUUAAUCAAUUUCAAGUAUUUUAUUAACUACUUAAAUUUAUCAAUAAAAGAUACAUUAUAAAACUGA
This is a messenger RNA of Paramecium primaurelia, 1731 nucleotides long. The record is from the annotation of a GenBank genome assembly. NCBI's taxonomy places the organism in Eukaryota, Ciliophora, Oligohymenophorea, Peniculida, Parameciidae.